UCAACAACUCUUCCUCUUAUCCAGAAGAAGAAGAAGAAGAAGAAGAACCAGUAGAGGAAAUUGCAGGCAUGGAUAUCCACAGCAUCAGCCGCUAUUUGCUUGGUGACCAGAAGGAUGAUAACUGUUUGGAAAAAGCUGCUUCUGAUUUAGUCGAAGGGAGGAAUUUGAAUGUGAGGGGCCCUAGUUCUACAGUUAGAGAGAAUUCUGGUGAGAAAAGGCCUCGGAAUCGGUACAGGGGAGUGAGAGAGCGGCCAUGGGGGAAAUUUGCAGCGGAAAUACGAGAUCCAUCUAAGCAGGGGGCUAGAGUUUGGUUGGGUACCUUCAAAUCCGCUGAAGAAGCUGCGCUCGCAUAUGACCGUGCCGCCUUCCGAAUGCGCGGAUCGAGAGCUGUGCUUAACUUUCCCCAGGAAAUCGCCAACUACAGACAGUCGUCGGAGACUCGAACUGGUUUGGCCUGUGGGCAUAUGGAGAGCAACAGUAGCUCUAAAAAGAGAGUGAGAGAAGAGACUGAGGCAACGGAGAUGGUGGAGGAGUUGCUUCGUGAUUGAAUUAAAGAAGGGAUGCGGUUAAUCUGGUUUCAAAAUAGUUGAUUAAUCUUUAAUCUUUAGUCGAAAAAUAAAAGGUUCAACACAAUCUGUAAUUUUCGAUUUACCUUCAUGUUAUGCAGAAAUCUGAACAUUUUUAAAACCAGAUUAGCUAUAGCCUUAAAGAAGCACAUCUGGAUAUUUGUUAUUGUCUUUUCUGGCGGUGAUCAAGACUUACCCAUAUACGAAUUAUAUGUAACUCGUUGUAAUCCAGUCCUUUUUUUUAAGAUACCCAUGUAUUCUAUUUUAUU
Messenger RNA from Cryptomeria japonica (Japanese cedar), 835 nucleotides. RefSeq names its product ethylene-responsive transcription factor ERF098. Gene Ontology annotation, molecular function: DNA-binding transcription factor activity; DNA binding. The record is from RefSeq and is a predicted model, not a curated record. Gene Ontology annotation, biological process: regulation of DNA-templated transcription; ethylene-activated signaling pathway. NCBI's taxonomy places the organism in Eukaryota, Viridiplantae, Streptophyta, Pinopsida, Cupressales, Cupressaceae. Bases 69 to 548 code for a protein of 159 amino acids. The transcript has a single exon.